GUCAACAUUGCGGGCUCUCUGAGUGAUAAAAUCACAUCACAAUCGAAGCAUUCGAACUUCAUAAUGUCAGUCUCAAGGGUGUUCUUGCGGAGUCGCCUCCUUCUCCGUGCAAGCACUUCCUGCGUGCGCGUCACGCCUUCGGCAAUCCCAUCAAUCACUUCAUCGUUUCCAAGAAGAACCUUCACUUCCAGCACACCAGCAUGGGAAGAGAUUGUCCAAACGCCAUCGGCAGGCCCGGAAAUCUCUCUUACGGAGAACCAUGCCGAGGCAACGGGUAACCCAGCAAACUCGAUUGCUUUGUUCAGAAUAUCACGGCGAAUGUCAAAAAGGGAUAUGGAAGAACUUAUCAAGGGCAAGGGUUUCAACAUCAAGAAGAUUCAACUGCGAGUAGAUCGCUUCAGUUUCCACAACGACGGCAUGUGCUUUGUGGAGCUGGAAAGCGCUGACGAAGCCCAGAAAGCAGUAGAAGAAUUGCAAGGAGUAGAAAUGCACAGGUGCAAGAUGGAGGCGGCGCCUUUGAAGCCCGACUUCCGGUGGGGUCCUAUAGACAAGCCAGGCGAAUAUCCAACCCGCUACUUCAUGGACGAAGGCAAUGCUGCUGAAGAGGCUCUGCGCGCCCUGUUUGAAGACCGCCGAAUGGUGCUUUCUGUUGAAACCCCAGGCUGGUCGCCUGGACGGCCCAUCCGCGAGUCGAGGGACAGGGCGAUACAGAUCAUUGGGGAAACCCUCGGCCCGUACGGUAUCGACCGCAUCAGCGACUUGUCGGUAUUCUAUGGCGACAAAAAGUCCAGACCACGCCUGCUAUGUUCGAUUGACUUCAAGACGAAAGAAGGUGCUGAGAAAGCUGCUGCAGAGAAACAUAAUGAAGUAAUCAAUGGCCGCCUUAUAUGGCUGCAGGCCUGUAAGCCGUCACCAUGGAGGAUACACCAGUUCUGGAAGUCGGCCCCCAAGCUUGUGGAAGAGAUGCAAGAGAAGGGCGUUCUUUCCAAGGAAAUGUCCGAGGAUAAAUUUGUCGAUCCGCUCCCGAGGAAGAAUAGGAAGACCAGACAGCAGAGGUAGGCCGGAUUGGCAGGCAUCUGUUAUGAGCAUCGUUCAAUGGAGGCAUGAUUCUUUGGCGAUAGCCUCUGCAGAUGGGUUGAGGGCUCUGAGCAACGAAGCCGGUGGAUGCUGAGAUUGUGCAUGACGAGUCCUGAGUUGGACCAUCCAAAAUUUAUGAGGGGGCCGCACGACACGCAGCUCUGUGCGUUGUCUUUGUUCCUAUCCUGUACACUAAACAAAACACCAAUCAUUUUCCCUACACACUACUCUGCCACAGCAGUCUUGAGCCGGAAAUACGCAGAAAGCC
Messenger RNA from Exserohilum turcica Et28A, 1345 nucleotides. RefSeq lists its product as uncharacterized. The transcript is spliced from 2 exons. The record is from RefSeq and is a predicted model, not a curated record. Lineage: Eukaryota; Fungi; Ascomycota; Dothideomycetes; Pleosporales; Pleosporaceae. The coding region runs from base 64 to 1059 and encodes 331 amino acids. Gene Ontology annotation, molecular function: RNA binding.